Aspergillus niger is the source of this 291-nucleotide messenger RNA. RefSeq lists its product as uncharacterized. NCBI's taxonomy places the organism in Eukaryota, Fungi, Ascomycota, Eurotiomycetes, Eurotiales, Aspergillaceae. The coding region runs from base 1 to 291 and encodes 96 amino acids. The record is from RefSeq and is a predicted model, not a curated record. The transcript is spliced from 2 exons.
AUGUCGCCCAAAGUUGGAAGAAGUAUCAACGCCGCAAUUUGUCUCUACACACAAAGAGUCACGCCGUUUGAAAGAAUAAUCAAGGUGACACCGACGGUGGGGAAGAGUGGCAGGCUUGAAGCACGGCUAUUUGUAGGAGUGUAUCGUGCGAUCCAAGUCGACCGACCAGAGCGUCCGUACUAUGUAGGAAAGAUGGAGAUGGAGAUGAGAAGUAGGAAGCCAGCAAGCAAGAAAGUACCACUCCAGUCGACCGUGCAGAUGGAAGAGGAGAAAGUACAAACGAGCGUGUGA